UACACUUAACCAAACAAAUCCCGACGACUGAAUGCAGAAUUUUGCACCUCGAAGACGCCGCAAAGAACUUUCGGUGCUAUAAACGGGAAGAAGCCAGGCAAAUCUCUGCCUUGUAUGGAUUACCAGAUUUAAGUAAUGUGAUUUUUUUUGUGUGUGUGUGUAUGAAAACUAGUUCAGUGUAACUAGUUGAUAAACCAAUGAAGAAAAAUAAUAGAGACUCCUGUUUAUUUGACUGAAGUUUUUAUUGGGUAUAGACUAGAGAGAAAACAACAAGAGUCCAAGUUUGUCAUGUGAAAUGUGUGUACUUUGGAAAUCUGUUAAAGAAAAGCUGUCUACUGAAGCUUCGAUAUAUCUAACUAGACGAAGAAAAAACAGAAUACAAGAGAAGAAACAGACUUUCUAAUUAUUGACCAUAAAAAUCACACCCAUAGAAGAGAAACUUUCCUUAGUACAUAAAGUUCACGAUACUGCUGUUGAUCGUAGCCUGGAGACUGCUUCACAACCAUUAUGGAAAAACCAGAAAAAAUAGUGGAAGAGUUGAUACAUCAAGAGGGAGUGAAACCUGAAGCAGAAUGUAUUUCCUUACAAACAGCUGGCAGCAGUACAUCACAUGGUUUAGAAUCUGGCGAAAUGCAGGCCUCUUAUAAUGGGCAAGAAGAAUUAGUAGAAGAUGUGUCAAUUGCUAAUCGAGAUAUUAAUGCUAAUGAACUUACGGAAGAAGAAAAGCCCUUAGAUCAUCAAAUAGACAUUAGCUGUUCUUCUGAAAAACAAAUAACGUUGGAGGUAGAAAGAAAAUUCAUAGUUCCUGCUGACUGUGAAACAUUGAUUGAGAGUCUUGGCGGAACAUUAAUUGAAGAGAAACACUUCCAAGAUGACUAUUAUGACACCGAAGACUACAGCUUGACCAUUAGAGAUUAUUGGCUACGACAAAGAGACGGAAUAUGGCAGCUAAAAUAUCCACCAGAACAGAGAGCUGAAAGUUCUUCCACAUCUCAGUAUUGCGAAACAGAUUCUGAAGACCAAAUUUGCGAGCUUUUAACUAAAGUUCUGCAGUCUUACCUUGGCAGGCACGAUAUGCAUGUGUCGGGAAUUGUGCCCGUGUCGAACAUUGUGUCUUCCAUUUGCCAUAACUUCGCGUCUUUCAAAACGAAAAGGAAAUCGUAUAAAAUAGACGAUAUUAAGAUCGAUCUUGAUAUGAUGGACUUUGGAUUUAACGUUGGUGAAAUUGAGAUAAUUAUACAUCGUCGCUCUGAUCUGUCACAAGCCUUAUCUCGUAUUGACGACCUAGCCUCCAAAUUAGGUGUCAAGGAAGAAGUUUCAGAAGGAAAGAUGGAGAACUUUCUACGAACAAAAUCCUCUUCUCAUUAUAACCAGCUAGUCUGUCUGGGAGUUUUAUCCAAAAAAGAUUAAUUGUUUAUAUUUUUCAGUUUCAACUAACCAGUCCAUUAUCAUAUAAUUUGUUUUGUGUUUUUUUUUCCUUGUUGUUGUUGAAAUUGGUUUGAGAUGGUUGAUGAAAUACAGCAGUUUUUAGUGUAUUAUCUCACAUUUCUGUUUGCAUUGAAUCUCCAGAUAGUUUCUAAAUAUAAUAUCAGUUUAAGAGUUUAUUAUGGUGCAUAAUAAUUUUGAACUUUAAGUUUCAUGUAAGAAAUACAAGGUUUGGUUAGCGGUGAUACUACCACAUUUAUAUAUAUGCCUAUCUCAAUAUAUGUGUAUUUUCCUGUUCUACUUUAUUCACCUGCUUACCAAUAUUUAAAUUGUAUGGCCAUAGCAACAGUUUUUAUACUUAAAACUAACAAAUCUGAUUAAUUUUUAUAAGUAUCAUCCUUUAUGAAUUGCGACUAAAAUAAAAAGAUACAAAAACCCACCACUGCAGCUUGAAGUUUGUUGUCUUUUCUGUGUAAAAAACAAAUCUCAUAAUAUUCCUUUUAUCACAAUUGUGUAAGCAGCUAUUGUCUACAUUAAGGAAGUUAUACAUUUUGUGUAAAACUACAUAUUUCAAAUAUUCUUUUUCACGUAUUUAAAUACAAAAGGUUUUUCAAGAUAGUCAAACUUAACGUGGCAGUUUUUCAUUGUAUAGAAUUGUGUCUGUACAGUAAAUUGAACACCUGUCACCUAAUAUGGUUAUUAUUCAAUUGUUACAUAUUAAUUCUCCUAGACGUGAAAUAAAAGUGAACAAAAUUUUCAGUGUUUUAUCAUUUAAAUUCGUUUAGAUACAGAGAAAAAAAAUACUAAAAUAUCAGUUGAAUAUUUCACAAUUUUUUAUAAUGUGAUUGUUAUAUUUAAAUGUUUAGAUGGAAUUUUGAUUACCAGUACUCCAAGCUUUGCAUUCAUUUAUAUCUAAUUGAUUUUUGAUAUUUUUCAUUUUUAUGAAUUAACAUUUUAAUUUUUUUAUAGUGUCCUUGUUUGGAGGCGUUAUUGUUCAUUAUUUUCCUAUGUUAAAUGGUUUUAAUAAUCGAAUAUUAUACAGGUGUUUUGCAUGAAGUUCAUAAGGGCAUUAUUUACUUAUAGCAUGUAGAAGGUAAAUGUGUUGAAUUUCAUUGUAUCCUUAAGUCAUGUUAUACUUCAAACUGGUAUGUUCUAAUGAGAACUGAGGUGAUAUAUUACAUAUAGAAGUAGGUAUACAUCAGUAUCUCAGUGGUUAAUUUCAUAUAAAUUUUAAACAGUUGUCGUUAAUGUUUAGAAAUGACCAAAUUUUCUGAUUUUUCACUUAUUUUACUAGAAAUAUAAAUGGGGUGUUAGUUGUUUUUAAAGUUUCAAACCUUAAACUUUUUAUGUAAUUACACAGACAUUAAAUGGUUUCUUACUUAAAACUAUAUCUUAACUUAUAUCUGUUACCAUUUUAUUGAUUUGAAUUUGGUGAUAACGUGUAAAUGAAAUACAAUAAUUAUUUUUCCAGCCAAGAAAGCUUUGAAUAAAUGUACCAGAUAGAAUAUUGAAUAAGUCUGUAUAAAGGAAAUACAUAUUAAUACUUUAUAAAGUUUGUCGAUAACUACAAUAUGCUUAAGGUUCCACAUUUUUGAGGAUCAACAGGUGUAUAUGUAUAUGAAGCUGUUGGUACCAGUGAUCUGUAUUUUUAGAUUGUUAUCUCCAGAUUCUCAGUUUAUUUUGUCUAGAAUAAAAUCAAAGUACAAUUCAAAUAAUAUUUUUGCUGAAUGUCUUUUACUGUUCAGAAAUAUAAUAACAAUAUUAAGGAUGUAUUCUAAAAAGUGAUGGGGCAAUAAAAUGUAUUUAAUGUGAACAAGUUUCCCAUCCAGUUGUUUGUUGGAUGAACAUAAGUUUCCUCGAACAACUUAUUACAAGUGAUGUUUUAAAUGUAUUAGAAAGUUGAAUAAAUAUAAACUGAAAUACUUGA
Messenger RNA from Limulus polyphemus (Atlantic horseshoe crab), 3352 nucleotides. Its product is annotated as thiamine-triphosphatase-like. The transcript is spliced from 4 exons. The record is from RefSeq and is a predicted model, not a curated record. Gene Ontology annotation, biological process: dephosphorylation; thiamine diphosphate metabolic process. Gene Ontology annotation, molecular function: thiamine triphosphate phosphatase activity; magnesium ion binding. Lineage: Eukaryota; Metazoa; Arthropoda; Merostomata; Xiphosura; Limulidae. The coding region runs from base 508 to 1410 and encodes 300 amino acids.